AUGGACUGUCCAUGGGGCCUGAAAUGGAGAUCUUCGGUGUGGUUUAUCACGCUAGUCGUUGGCUUUGGCGUCAUGACCGACUUGCUCGUGUAUUCCAUCGUGAUCCCGGUGUUUCCCUUCCGGCUCGAGAGCCUAGGAUACAAGCACGUAUCCGGUCUCGUUAGCUUUCUGCUCUUCGCCUUCUCUGGCGGCCUCGUAGUCUCGACCCCGCCGAUCGCGCUGCUCUCCGAACGCUAUAAGAACCGCAAAGUGCCGCUGCUCAUGGGCAUGGUCGCCCUCAUCGGUUCUCAGAUUAUGUUGAUGGAGGCUCCGCGCUACUGGGUCCUUGCGGUUGGACGUGUCAUCCAAGGCAUCAGUUCGAGCGUCGUCUGGGUCCUGGGCCUAGCACUACUAUGUGACACUACGCCAAAGAAGUACGUUGGUCGUGAGUCCCAGGCAGACCGUAAUUCCAGCACCACCAAGCUUAUCACGCGCGUGUCAUUCUCAGGCUCCUCGCCGGCCCGCCCGCAGGCGGCGCGCUCUACUCGCGCUUUGGCUUCCGCGGCCCGUUCGUGUUCGGGAUGCAUCGUCACCUUCGUCGACCUCGUCGGCCGGCUGUUGAUCAUCGAGCGUAAGGAGGCGUUGUUGUGGGGAGUUGACCCUAUGGCAGUGCCCGACGAGCCGGAAGAGGAGAACGUCGAGAAGGCGGCCGAAGAGGGAACGGGCGUCGCUGAGAAGACCGAACGCUCGCUCGCGCAGGCGGAGUCAAGGGAGAAGGCCGACGAUACCGAGGAUCGUGAUCUCCGCCGCGAGGACGACGCGGUCAAGCCUCAGUGCUCAACAGGCGCGGCUGUCAAGCCCAAGGAGUCCGUGAAUCGCUCAGAGCUCAGCGCGGCCGCCACCGACGCCGGACAACCUGUCCCCGCACAGGCCCGCUCGCAAACCGCAGCGUCCGAGCACGAGUCCGUCCACCUCUCCCCACUCGGCGUUCUCGUCAAGCUCGGCACCUCGUCCCGCGCGGUCACCGUGAUGGUCAACACGCUCAUCUACGGCAUCGCGUACAGCGCGCAGGAGCCCGUGCUCCCGCUGCAUAUGCAGGCCACCUGGGGCUUCAACUCAUCCAAGGUCGGGUUGGUCAUGAUCGCCUGCGUUGUCCCUACCCUGUUCUCGUCCCCGCUCAGCGGAUGGUACGCCGAUCGCCGCGGCACGGAAUGGAUCACGCUUUGGUGCACCGUCCUCUCCAUCCCGUUCUGGGUCAUCGAGAUCAUUCCCAUCCUCCCGCUCUUCAUCGUCGCGCUCGCGAUGCAAAGCUUCUUUACAUGCGGCGUAGUUUCACCCCUGAUGGCCGAGCUCGCGUCGAUCUCGCGCAACAUAGACGGCAUCGGAUAUGCGCACGUGUACGGCGCUUUCAAUCUAUGCUUCGGCGUCGGAUCCGCAAUAGGUCCGCUGAUCAGCGGUCAACUGUACGAUCACGUCAAGCACGGGUGGUCAGGUGUGUCAAUGCCGUCUGUCUCCUCGCGGCUGGAUGUGUAUCCAUCAGCGCGGUUCUGGCAGUUGCGUACACCGGCGAAGAUCCCAUUCGUGCCAGAGUGCGACGUCGAUUAG
Messenger RNA from Punctularia strigosozonata HHB-11173 SS5, 1584 nucleotides. Its product is annotated as major facilitator MFS-1. The record is from RefSeq and is a predicted model, not a curated record. The transcript has 11 exons. Gene Ontology annotation, biological process: transmembrane transport. NCBI's taxonomy places the organism in Eukaryota, Fungi, Basidiomycota, Agaricomycetes, Corticiales, Punctulariaceae. Gene Ontology annotation, molecular function: transmembrane transporter activity. Bases 1 to 1584 code for a protein of 527 amino acids.